UGAGCGUGCUGCAAGCUCGCGCUUUACAAAGGGCAACGUCAUCGUUCCAUGAUUGCAUGAACCAUAACAUUUAGGGGCGCGCAGGAUCCGGAACCAUAUGGGGUAUCGGCGCAGUCUUCUAUCGUCGUUCAGCCUCUGCUUGUGGCUAUCAUGCAAUGCGUUGGAGUUGAACCGUCACGGUUUUGAAGGACUCCUGGUGGCUAUACACAAGAAUGUGCCGGAGAGCGAACUUCUGCUCAGCAACUUGCAGGAGUUCCUGGCAAGGGCUUCUCGGCAACUCGCGGAACUAACAUCACGUACAUAUUUUCGUCAUGUAACCAUCCUGGUACCUGAGACAUGGCGAUCACGACGAGGACUUAUCCCCAUCGACGUGGACCUGUUCGAACACGCCGACGUGCGUGUCGUACCUCAAACCCUGGCAUCUUCAAUGUCUACAUUGCAGCCGGCCUCUUGCGGGAAGCCCGGGAGGUAUAUCACCGUUCCCGAUUUCGUUAUCAUGCACAAGGACUCUGCUCCCAUCUACAUGUCGCCUGAGUACCAAUUCCUGCAUGAGUGGGCUAAGUUUCGCUAUGGCGUCUUCGACGAGCUCGGGCUACCGGACAGCAGUCGCUUUCCUUUCGCGUACACUGAUGGAAAUACGGUAUACCCUGUUGCGCAGAGCAAGAACGUGUUCGGCAUCCUUGCCCGCAAGGAUGGCACGGCGUGCGCGGCGACACCCACGGGAAUCCUACACAACGACUGCAGGCUCUAUAUAGACACCAGAAACACAACCAUGUUGGAAACCUUGAUGAAGAUGCCCUACGUUGCGCCGCGCAAUCCUGUGGCAGCAAGAUAUCUUCCCACGAAGCAGAACGUGCUGUGCAACCGAAAGAGUACCAGGGAGCUCAUCUUCGGACACAAAGACUUUUCAAAGAAAGGAUCUGUCCCGACGCAAGUACCUGACACGAUGUUUACCAUGUUCAGAGCACGUAGUCAUUACGCCAAGAAGGUCGUUCUACUUAUCGACACAUCGGAAAGUAUGGCUAGGAACAAUUGGGUGAAGCUGGUUCACCAGGGCGUGGCAAGAUUUAUUCAAGGCAGACUUCCGCCAGGAUUUUUCUUCGGCAUGCUCUCGUUUUCAGAUGAAGUCACUGUCGCCGCCAACAUCACUCGAAUAACGAAAGAUACGAGAAGAACGCUGCGCACACUCAUUCCUUUUGUUUCAACCGGCACAGAAGCCAACGCCUUCAAAGCAAUCAUCGCAGCAGCACAGGUGAGAUGUACGCAGCCCUUGUUGAAAAAUAUAUAUGCUUACAACUGUGUGCGGGCGGCAAACAAUUGACACUGGAGAAAAAUAAAUACUCGUGUUCUUCGGCCGUCGUAAUUCGAAG
Molecule: messenger RNA, 1370 nt
Organism: Ornithodoros turicata
Lineage: Eukaryota; Metazoa; Arthropoda; Arachnida; Ixodida; Argasidae
Product: calcium-activated chloride channel regulator family member 3-like
Exons: 8
Coding region: 98-1321 (407 amino acids)
Source: RefSeq, a predicted model, not a curated record